UGUGUUUUUUGUAGCUUACUGUUAAUGGGGGAGCUAGCAAUUGAAGAGGUCAUUCUCUACUCGCCAUCUCCAAUCUCGCAAAAUCUGCUAUAUCACCAUAUUCGACUUGAAAAAACCCCCUUGCCAUUUCUUCCGAUCAUCCUUGGUUUACUUUUCUUUUUUUUAAUUCGUUUUCUCCUAAAUCUGAAUUUGCAUCUCUCUUCUUUUGCAAUUACCUUCACUUCUCUUUAGCUUGUUUCUCACUCAGAAAAUCCAACUUGGUGUGUCUGUUCUUGCUGGAUUUGAAACGCUUACUAGCUCCAUCCAACAAAAUCCAUAAGCUAGAGGUAUUAUCUUUUCUUUUGCUUUCUUAAUUUCAAAAUCAAAAAAAUAAAAAAAUAAAAAUUUGCUGCCAUUUGUUUUGUAAUAUCUUUUGUAUUUCUUGCUUAUACAUAAAAAAAUAAAAAUAAAAAUAAAACUUUUGUACUGCAUCAUCUCCUUCGAUUUCUAUCUCUAUUUGUGAACUCAAACCUCUCUAUCUGCAUACUCUCACCCUCUUGCAAAAUUUGAGUAAGCUUUUUCUCAAUUGUUUUGUAAUAUCUUUUGUAUUGCUUCCUUAUAAAAAAAUAAAAAAUAAAAAAAACUUUUGUAUUGCAUCAUCUCCUUCAAAAAAAAAAAACUUCAAAAAAAAAAAAAAAAAUUUGAUUCAGCUUUUUCUCAAUUGUUUUGUAAUAUCUUUUGUAUUGCUUUCUUUUAAAAAAAAAAAAAAAAAAACAAAACAAAACUUUUGUACUGCAUCAUCUCCUUCAUUUUUUUUUUAUCCUUCCUUUUAUGUUUGCUUCUAAUCUUUCUUGAAUUUGGCGCACUCUGUCUGUCUGUCUGUGAACUCAAACCUCUCAAUCUGCAAUAUCUAUUACUCUCACGGUCUCACCCUCUUGACUUUUCUGCAAAAUUUGAGUAAGCUUUGUCUCUUGAUUGCCCUUGUGAAUCUUCACUUUUCUGUACUUUCCUUUCUCUUGUUUCUCAAUUAAAAUCAGACUUCGUGUGUUGGUUGAAUUUUAGUUUUUUCUGUUAGAACUCUUCAUUAUAUCAUUUCCACCCCCCAAAAAAGCAAAAAAAGGGUAGAUAGCUAGUGAGUUGAAAAUGGAUGUUGGCAAUACUAUUGUGGGACAAAUGUUGAAGCCAAUGAUAGAGCUUUUGGUCACAUCCACUCGGCGUCAAAUUGGUUAUGUGUUUCACUACAAGCACAACAUCAAGAAUUUUGAAGUUGAAGUUGAGAAUCUCAGAGCUUGUAUGAAGAGGGUCCAAGACGAUGUCGAAAUGGCCAAGGACAAUGGGAUGGUAGUGGAGGAAGAUGUUUCAAAGUGGCUUGAGAAAGUAGAGAGGUCGUUGAUCACGUUUGAAGAAGUGAAGAAGUUAUUGCACGACAGACAGAACCUCUGUUGUCUUGAUGUUUGCUCGAGGCAUCAGCUAGGUAGGGAAGGAAAGAAGAAGACUUUGGUUGUUACUGGCCUAAAAGAUGAAGGUAAGUUUGAGAGACUUGCACAUACUCCUCAUCUCACUGGUAUUUGGAAUGUCUCCUCCACAAAUUUUGAGCAAUUUGAAUCCAGAAAUUCAGUUUUUAACAAGAUCAUUGAGGCGAUGAAAGAUGACAGUAAUUACAAAAUUGGAAUAUAUGGAAUGCCCGGUGUUGGAAAGACAACAAUGGUGGAAGAAGCUGGAAAACAAGCUGAUAAAGGCCUAUUUGAUGAGGUUGCAAUGGCAGUUUUCUCCCACACUCCAGAUCUGAGAAAAAUCCAAGGAAAACUUGCAGACUGCUUAAAUCUGACACUAAGUAAAGAGAGUGAAGAAGGCAGAGCGGGUGAACUACGCAAUCGAUUGAAGAACGGGAGAAAAAUCCUUGUGAUAUUGGAUGACGUUUGGGGUGAUCAGAUCACACUGAAGAAAAUCGGAAUUCCAGAUGAUAUAGAUAAUAGCAAGGGUUGCAAGAUUUUGCUUACCUCUCGAAGGCUAGAAGUGUGCACAUGGAUGGGGUUUGGAACCAACUUUGAAAUUGGGCUCCUAACGAAACCUGAAGCUUGGCAACUAUUCAAGAGAACGGUUGGAGACUAUAUUGAAGCUGAUCCGGAAAUGCUUUCUAUAGCAGGAAAAGUGUGCAGAGAAUGUGGUUGUUUGCCUUUGGCAAUUCUUGUAAUUGGAUCAGCACUGAAGGAUGAGAAAGAAAAGCACGUGUGGAAUGAUGCACAUGAACAAUUGAGGAAUUCUCAGGGAUAUCAAAUUGAGGGAGUGCCACAAAAACUAUAUUCAAACAUAGAGUGGAGCUACGACUAUCUGAAGCAAACAGAUUCGCAGUCAUGCUUUCUACAUUGUUGUUUGUUUCCAGAAGAUACAGAGAUUUAUAUUGAUGAUUUGGUGAAGUAUGGAGUGGGAACAGGGUUUCUUCGAAGCUCGGAUACAAUGAAAAAGAAAAGAGAUAGAGCAAAAACGUUGGUUAAUAUCCUUAAGAAAUCUAAUUUAUUGUUGGAAGGUAAAGAUGAAAAUUCCGUCAAAAUGCAUGACGUAAUUCGGGAUGUUGCUAUUUCAAUUGCAUCAAAAGAUCCGAAUGUGUUUCUCGUAAAAGAUGUUGUCAAUGUUUGGCCCGAAAAAAAUGAUUAUAGACGUUGCACAGCAAUAUCAUUAAGGACUUCCCACAAUGUUAGUCGGCUUCCGGAUCAAUUAGUUUGCCGAGAACUACGCACCCUAGUGUUGGGAUGCAACACACCUGGUGGUUCACAAUUACUAGAACUCCCUAGUAACUUUUUUAAAUGGGUAAAAAAUCUGGAAGUUUUGGAUUUGUAUAGAAUAAAUCUAUUGCAAUCAUCACUUUCAAAUCUGGUUAAUCUUCGGAUGUUGCGUCUGCACUACUGUAAGUUGGUGGAUCUAUCUUUCCUCAAGAAUUUUAAAAUCCUUGAUAUCCUAAGUAUUGAUGAUGAUUUCCAACAUAAACUGAUGGUUGAUGAAGUAGUACAGUUAAAUCAUCUGCGUUCGUUGGAUUUAAGAAAAUGUAAUUGUGAGAUGGCUGAAAUAUUUCAGUCGGGCGUCCUAUCACAUCUAUCCGGCCUGGAGGAAUUGUACCUUCCGUUGAGAUUUGACACAUGGGGUGAUGAAGGCAAUGUAAGUAUUGCAGAGCUACAUUGUUUGAGUAGCUUAACCAGUUUACAUAUUCGUAUACCAAAACAUAUCAUCUUAUUGCCCAAGAAUGACCUUCCCAGCUUUCAAUCGUUGACAACAUUUCAUAUUUGGAUUGGGGAUUAUGAUGGGAGGUGCAAUCAUGAAUACACGAAAACAAAGAUCUUGGGACUCAAGAAUGUUCCUUGGAAAAUUGAGUUCAAUGUUUUGAUGAAGAAUGUUGAAGUACUAUUUUUGCUUAAUUCGGAAGGUGCAAAGAAGGUGCUUCACCACAUUGACGGAGAGUGGUUUUUAGACUUGGAGUCUCUUAAAGUUAAGAAUUGUGAUGACAUGGAAUAUCUACUAGGAAAACCUCAUACACCAUGCCCGUUGGGUUCUUUUGGUAAACUCAGCAUAUUAGAAGUUGGAAAAUGUAGAUCAAUCAAGUAUCUCUUUUCUCCUUCCACCGCAAGAUGUCUUUCAAAUCUGCAUAAUCUCACAAUUACAAAUUGUGAGAUGUUGGAAGAAAUAGUUGGAGGUGAUGAGGACGUCAUGGAUAAUGUUUUUUUUGGUCAGUUAAAGAAAUUGUGGUUAGUGAAUUUGCCGAAUCUCAGAAGCAUCUAUUCCGAUACGAAAAAGACAUCAACUACAGAGUGCAACCCUUCCACCAUUGAACAAGCUCUCUUUAAUGAAAAGAUUAAUUGUCCUGUCUUGGAGGUAUUGGACAUUCAAAAAUUGAAUAGCAUUAUAGCUAUAUGCGACAAUCAAUUACUCCCGGUUCAAGAAGCAAACACAAGUCAUGAGAUUACCAUGUUCACGAAGUUGAAGAUUUUGAGACUUGACGAGUUGCCAAGCUUGAAAAGUUUCUGCAAAAGUCGUGAUUCUGAAAAAGAAGAAAUAUCAGAGGAAGGCAUUUCCGAAAUACAAGCUCUCUUCAACUGCAAGGUACGUAUAUAUAUCAUGGAAAAUAAAAAAACUAAUUUCUACCCAAAUUUCAUGUUUGAAAGUUCUGAAUAUAUAUAUAUCACGUACCCCCCUCACUUUGCUCCAACCUUCUAUACAUAUGUACAUAUUUUUUUGUAUAUAUAUAUACUUACAUGGUAAUUUUAAAUAGUGCCCCUCCUCCCCCCCUCCUCAAAUUUUCAAAUUCUUUUAAUUUCCUUUUUUUAAAAAAAAAUUACAUAUAUCCCUUCUUCAAAUAUACAAUAUAUUUUUCCUUUUCUAAUUUUUGUUUCCUUUUUCAAAAAAUUUCUUUUUUCACUUAUGUAUAAUUAUGUAUUUUUCUAUUUUUUUAAAACUUAUUUCUUUUUAUCGAUGACAUUUGUGAUUGUAUUUAAUUAAAAUAUUAUUAAUUAAUAUUUUGAUUCUUAUAUUGGUAACUAUAUAUUUUUUACGGUAUUUAUUUAGCAUAUUAUUUUACAACUAUUAUUAUUAUUAUUUUCUUAUUUGGCCUUUUGAUUUAAAAAAUUAUAUUGUCGUAUUUAUUAAAAAUAUAUUUUUUUUAAUAAGUGCAUUGUGCCCCCUCUGACAUAAAUUACUGGCUCCGCCCCUGUAUAUAUAUAUAUUUCAUCUCUAUUGUGGACCUAUUAAUCCGUUUAAAUUUUGAAAACCAAAUUAACAACAAAAAUGGAUAAACAAUUUUGAUACAAAUUGAGGUAAACAAUUUUAUUAAAAGGUUAAGCAAAUGCCUAUAUCAUAUUUAUCUAUAUCUAUACUUAUUAUUAAAAGUACAAUAUUGUGUUUCAAUACAUAUUGUUUACUCCAUUAUUUUUUGCCCAAUGGAAAGGCAACAUGUGGCGAGUUCCAAUGAGCUUGCCACACUAAAUUGGUGCUUUAAAUGUCCAAAGGAGGAAGCAUAGUAUGGAAUUGCUGAAGGUUAAUUUUGUGUUAUCCACCAAUAAGGAGGAAGUAUGUGGCGAGUUCCAAUAGAACUUACCACGCUGGAUCGCAACUCUUAUGAAUUAUUAUUAGAAGCUAUGUAAUAUUACGUAGUAAUUAGACAAGUGGGUAAAUAUAAUCCUACCAUGUGGGGUUUUCUAUUUUAAAAGGAAAAGAGGUAAGUCCUAUUAGGACUUGCCAUCUUUAAAACAAGGACCCACCUCUUCAUAUAUGGAAUGAAGAGAUUACAUGGAAAUACCAUACUAUAUUUAACCUCAUACACUUAUCCAAGUCAUAUUCAUCCAACCAAUGGUUU
Cornus florida is the source of this 5320-nucleotide messenger RNA. RefSeq names its product probable disease resistance protein At1g61300. NCBI's taxonomy places the organism in Eukaryota, Viridiplantae, Streptophyta, Magnoliopsida, Cornales, Cornaceae. The transcript has 2 exons. The record is from RefSeq and is a predicted model, not a curated record. The coding region runs from base 1123 to 4230 and encodes 1035 amino acids. Gene Ontology annotation, molecular function: ADP binding.